Molecule: messenger RNA, 7825 nt
Organism: Mycetomoellerius zeteki
Lineage: Eukaryota; Metazoa; Arthropoda; Insecta; Hymenoptera; Formicidae
Exons: 10
Biological process (GO): proteolysis
Cellular component (GO): signaling receptor complex; plasma membrane
Molecular function (GO): serine-type endopeptidase activity; protein binding
Source: RefSeq, a predicted model, not a curated record
GCCGGCACGGAUAAUCCGGCAUUCGCCAACGAAGACGAGUGCGUCAGCGGUUCCAAGUUGGAGAACGGCGGCCAGCAGCAAGCGGCCUUGAACCAGGAUCGCAAGUCCUCGGCGGACAGUGCGCCGGUAGAAAAUGGCCACCAGCGAUCUUUUAUCUCCCAGCACUACGUCGAACCCAUUAAGCCGAGCUCGGAGCCAUGUUAUAAAACGGAAACGAGAAUUGAGGUGCCGGCCGAUAACACGGAGAAGAGCGUGCCAGAAUCGAAGCUCAACGGCGUCCACGGGAAUGGCAAUAAUAACGACGCGAGUUUCCUUAACAACAGUGCUACGAGCGUACAGAUCAACGACUCCGGAAAGAAGGAACAGAUCGAGGCCGUAAAUUUGGAACUGGUCUCAAUGAGGCCAUACACGGGCAACAAUAUUCAAACAAAGGGUCAGGAAGCCUGCGAGGUACCAGCUGAUCCUUACGAGGAAUACUUCGUGCCGGUUAACGAGCAUCGAAAAUACAUCAGCAGGGGUCCCGAGGCCGAGGUUGAAACAACCGUAGCUGGAGUGCGUUUUGAUUUGGGCCCCGGCGUCGGCCGCGAGGGACUCAGCCUGAGAGAUCCCGCCGCCGGAUUGGUCGACUAUUCCCACUGGCUGACAGCCCUCAGGGGCGAGAAACUUUACGUUACGAAGGACAAAAGGUCUAGAAAUUCAUACUGGAGAAGAAUGGCCUGGGGAUGCGCGCUGUUGGUCAUAGUAAUUGCCGUAAUCAUCGCUAUUUUGGCCGCAACUGGUGUAUUUCCAAUAUCAGCUACAGAACCCUUGGAGAACGUGGAAGAAAAUAACACACGCCAAUUUAACGAAGUGCAGACGGCUGGAAGUCGAGAAUAUGUGAAGGAUCCGCCAUUAAGUCCACCACCUUUAACUUCGACUUUUCCACCGUGGCCUACAACUGACGAAACGCUAUUCGAUAUUGUACCAGACGCUCUGGAUGGAACUUUGAGACUAGACGAUUUUAAUUGGAAUGACGAUUUUAGUGAUAUCAAAUCUCGAGUAUACAGACAAGUAAGCUCCGAGAUAGAGGAACAUCUAGGGAACAUUCUUCGGCAAGCGGGCAGCACGUCUAUAAUCAAAGUAUACGACAUCAAUAAGGAAGGAGAAAUAAGAUUCAGAAUAAGUCAUCCACCUCGGAAUGCACCUGAAGAGAGUCAGGAAUACAUCGAAGAUGUAUUACGAAAAAAUGGUAAUAUGAUCGGAGAAUAUCACUUGAACAGACUUCAUGUAGGAAAGCUUAUUGAUCAAUGUGAACAUGGCAAUCUCGAGUGUACCGGAAACUGUAAAUACGAUUACCCUUCUGGCAUAUUUGUAUGUAUCUGCAAAUUAGGAGAAAUAUUACAUCAUGAUGGCAAAACUUGCGUGGAUGAUAGCGAUUUGAGUAAUGUCGAAAUGGAUGAUGUAAUGCCACAAUCCAGCACGGAACCAAUUGAUGAUUUUCAAGGCAGAAGCAGAGAUCCAGGCGCGAUAGACUUCGAACCCAGACAUCCCAAUACUUGGAAAAAUACGGAUUUCAAAACAGGUUCGGCAGAAACAGACACAUCGACGGCGAAGUCUAAAACAAAAGAUGUUAAUCCUGAGCAAUCUGACAUAUCAAUAGAACAGCAGAUUGAAUUCACACCAACAACGAAACAUUUAAUUUUCAAGAAUGAUGAUUCUGAUUGGAAUCAUGAAUAUGUACAUCAUUCGAAGGAAACCACCAUUGAAGCAGAGCCUCCUAUUAAAGCCUCCCAAAAGCCUUAUGCUGAACCAGAACCUACCGCUGGACCAGAACCUACCGCUGAAUCAGAACCCACUGCUAAGCCAGAACCCAGUAGUGAGUCAGAAUCCAGUGCUGAGCCAGAGCCCAGUGCUGAGCCAGAGCCCAGUGCUGAACCAGAACCCAGUGCUGAACCAGAACCCAGUGCUGAACCAGAACCCAGUGCUGAGCCAGAACCCAGUGCUGAGCCAGAACCCAGUGCUGAGCCAGAACCCAGUGCUGAGCCAGAACCAAAUGCUGAGCCAGAACCCAAUGCUGAGCCAGAACCCAGUGCUGAGCCAAAACCCAGUGCUGAGCCAAAACCCAGUGCUGAGCCAAAACCCAGUGCUGAGCCAGAGCCUACUAUUUUACCAGAAAUUACUGUUCCACCAGAACUCACCGUUAAACCAGAACCAGAACCUACAUUAGAAUCUACUGUACCAAAUCCUGCUUCUGAACCAGAGCCCACUGCAAAACCAGAAAUUACUCCUGAAGUCGAAUCUACUAUUGAAGCAGAAUCUAUUACUGAAAGAGAAUCUACUGCAAAAUUAGUGCCUGUUACAGAAUCAACAACAACUAUCCAUGAAACAAACAGUGGGGUAAAAUCAAAAACAGAGUCGCAACAUUUAACAACAGAACCGUAUUUAAAAUCAAAAACUGAAAUAUCUGAUCAACCUGAAUUCUCUGUUAAACCGAUAUCUCAUGAUGAUACUUCUGAAUCAUCUACACAGACAUUACUUUCAGACGAUGCUGGUACAACUAAUGUAUUCAAAUCUCUUAUUGAUUUAACAGAUAAAAGCAAUAAUUCCAAAAACGAUGAAACUCCUAUCACAACUGUAAAGCCUAAUGAAAAUCUAACAGACAAUGAUACAUCCUCACAAGUAAUACCUUUAACAUCUAAAGAUAUCAAUGAUAAUAUAGAUACUAAAACAACGACAAUACAAUCUCAUAGUAAGAAUGAUGAAAUUACUGAAAGUACAAUUAUCGAGGCCGGUCUUACUACCUUAAAUUAUAGAGAUUUAAAACAAAAUGGUGAUGUAAAUGUUAUAUCAGCCAGACCUGAGAAUCAUGAGAAAUCAGUUACAGAACAGUUUACACAAAAUCCUAAUCUUCAAGAAGAUAAAGAAAGUGACUCUACUACAAAAACAAAUUUUGAUGCAAAUUUAAAUAAUAUCCAAAGUAGUUCUGCGACUAGUGAACACGAUUUAAUAACAAUGCAAAAAUCAGACACCGAUUUAAAUGUUUUUGAACAAGUCAGUUUAACUACUGCAGCAACUACUGUGCCAGUCACAUCAGUAAAAGAAAAAACAGAAUCAAUUACUAAAUUCAUGAAUGACGAUAGGCAUUCAUCGACAGGACAUAUCCAUACAAUAGAAAUAAAUGGCGUAAAUAAUAGAAACCCAGAAACAAAUAAUUAUACUAAAGUACACGAGACAACUGCGAUACCAGAGACUACUCCAAAUGACAUAUUUACUCAACCAAUACUUGGAUACCGAGAAGAACUUGUACCCGAACCCGCGUUGCAACCAAAUACACCAGAUUCGAACGAGAAAAAUGUCAUCGAACAUAUGCCAACAACAAUCUUCCCUAAAGUACCGGAACAUUUUGCCCACAAUGUCGAGCCACUCAGGGAACCUAUCGUGAAAUCAGCGGACGACGAACAUAUCAUGUUGAUACCAAAAUCCGAGCAACCGGUAGAGAUACAUGCGAUAAUUCCACAACUCAUUCCAGAACAAGCCACAAACAAAUCUCUGAAGGCAGAAAAUUCGACAACAAAAGGGAAUAAAUCUGUAGAAGAUACAACCUCGAUCGACUCAUCUACAAUGCGUACUAGUGAAAAUAUCGUUCAUGCGAGCAAUAAUAAGCAUGCGACACGAUCCGAUGAAAUUCAAGAACAUUCAACGAGUCAUCCCCUCCACCCGGCAGUAUUUCCAGAAAAUUCGGUAGAUCAUUUCACAGGGAAGCCAGACGAUCGACCGGCUGAAGAUAUGUCACCAUUCUUACCGGAUGUUCAUAAAGAAAAGGAAAGUCUAAAGAAGCCACGCUUAGAUAAGGACGAGCAAGACGGUCCUAAUCCUUUUGAAACCCAUAUCGAUGAUGUUAUAACGCAUCGGCCAUUAAUACGUAACAAUGCAGACAGAGUAAAUGAAACCGAAACCAAAGAUUUAUUGAAUGACGUUAAUUCCAAGAAUAAUGAAAAGAAGGUAGAUAUCAUGAAGGAAACACAGAACCAUGAAAUAAAUACAGAUGAUAUAGGCAACAGCACAAAUACUAACAAUAUAGAAUCUAAGAUUCUGAAUGUAUCACAUCAAAAUAAUACAGCGAAAUCAGUCGACAAUGACGGAACAAAAGGCAUUACAGAUCAGGAAAACGGUGGUUUCUCCGAAGAUAAAGAAUUGAAAGUGAUCCCAUUAGCAGUAGAAGAUAAAUCGGUAGAUUCAAUUUCUCAAACUACACUGCAACCUAUAGAUAAGAAAACAGAAUCUGAAGUAACUUCCGCUGGAAAGAAAGUACAAGAAGUUGAAGGUAUCACUAUAGAAAGCGGUGUGACAAGUUCAGAGAAACUAGAAGAAAACGCUGUCGAAGAUCAUUACAACGAUAUUACGGAUGAGGCUUUGUCAAAAGGGUAUCGACACGAUAAUACCGGCAUUCCGAUUAAAGUUAUAGAAUCGUCCAAAAAAGCAGGUUUAAAGGACAUUGACCCUGUAAAAAUUUCUUAUAAUGGUCCUUAUUCGUCGUUAACUACAUUCGAUGUCAUAAAGAAAAAGGACGGAACGAACGAGAAGAUAUCUUCUGAUACGACACAAAGUCCGAUGGUUACAAAAACCGAUGGCGUUGUAAACAAUCAAAUGGAAGAUGGUAGAUUGACCACACAAGAACCUGUGUUGCCUAUAGAAAUUCAACAGGAAAUGUCCACGACAACCGACAAAGUUGAAAUCACCACUGUAAUCGAUGACGGAAAACGUGAAGAGAACAAUACGGAACCGCCGAAUGUUGGUCAAUCCGACGAGAAAGAAGCUGUUACAGCACAAUUGACAACAACUCAAGCCACACUGGAAACUAAGACUACAGCUCAGAUCCCAAUCUUACCCGAGGAGUUGCAAACGACAGAAAGCGAUAUAUUAUCAACAACAUUGAGUGAAGAGAUACCGAGUGAAGACAAGAAAAUGGACAAAACCGUUUCAACAGAUGAUGCUAACAAUGCAACGAGAAAAAACGAAACGGAGAAGGAGAGUGCUGUUACACCCAGUAACGUAAUGGAUACAUCGGAAAGAAGUAUGGCAGCGACAACAAUGUACGAGAGUAACGUCAGCUUAGGAACUGGCCGGAAAAUAGAAUAUGAUAAAAAUGGACAGGUAAUUGAAAGUGCGACGGAAAGCACAAGAAUUGAGACUACUCCUAUGAUGUCCGCGACAGGAAAAGAUAUUGCAAGUGGCAUAGAAGAAACCUCGCCUAUGCCUAACGAUGUCACCACCACGGAAGAUGUCAGACCGGUCACGGAAAUGCUGGACGACACGGAACCCAUGAUAGAUUAUAGAAUAUUGUUCACCACGGUUCCAUCAAGAUCGAUAUUACUUGAUCCGGAAUUAUCUGAAGAGGCGCUCAGGGUGAUACCACUGGAAAAGAGUCAGGAAAGCAAGAAAAAACCAAUUGACAAUAAGAAGGGAUUUGACAAAUACAAAUACAAAAAAGAAAAAGACCUGAGUCUGGAGGAUCAGAAUGAAGACAACGUUUUAACGGAAAGGUUCGAUCAGACUAUACUUUCCCAAACGGAACCAUCAACGAUUACGACUACCUAUCACGAGGAACUACAUGACAGUGUGGUAAGCUCGGACAUAGACCCGAAUGUACCCAGGUUCACCGUGGCUGACAAGGAAGGCAACAUCGUGCCCAUAUCGAAAUGGAAAGAUACAACGGCUAGAAGCGAAAAUAAAGAUGUGGUUGCAGAGACGAAGCCCAAAAAUUAUCCUAGCUUUAUACCCGUGUCGGAAGAGAUAAUAGAGUCGGUACCAGUCACAGAGCCCUAUGUAAUCAUGCGAAAUUAUACUCGUCCCAUCAUCAUAAUGAACGAUGCGGAAAAAACGGCUGCAAAUGAGACGAUAGUCGAAGGUCAAACUAAUGCAAGAGCAAACGAAACGACUGAGCAAAACGCCACCUUUUUUUCGGAUCAAGUAUUCAGCGACCACGAAGAAGCGAAAGUAGAUCACGUUACGGAAGAGUCGACUACGCAAACUUCAACAUUGGAGGUGGAAAUCGAGAAUACCACCGCUAGCAGUCCUUCGGAAUUUCCGUUUCCUGGAAAUUUUUCGAAAUGCUCCACAGGUCAAUUUCAAUGCGUUAAUGGAACGUCUAGGAAUGGUGCGUAUUGCAUACCACAGUCCGCCAAAUGCGACUCCGAAAAUGAUUGUUCCGACGGCUCGGAUGAGUGGAACUGCACAGCAGAAGGUUGUUCGAGUAACUUCCGCUGCGCUAAUGGACAUUGCCUGAAGAGACACCUUGUUUGCAACAAGAUCAUGGAUUGCGACAACGGCAGCGACGAACAUAACUGUGAAAAUUGGCAGUGCCAGUCUGAUGAAUUUAAAUGCCUAAGCGGAAGAUGCAUUCCGGGAUUAUGGCGGUGCGAUGGUCGGCCCGAUUGCGAAGAACAUCAGGACGAGUACAAUUGCGCGGAAACUUGCGGGAACAAUGAGUAUCUGUGCCCAACGGAAAAAUGGUGUAUCCCACAAGCGUGGCAUUGCAACGGAGUUGCCGAUUGCAUUAAUGGGGAAGACGAAAAGUUAUGCGACUGUGCCCUAGAUCAAUUCAAGUGUCAAACCGGUGGAUGCAUCCCCCGGAACAAAGUCUGCGACGGCAUCGAGAACUGUCCGGAUUAUUCGGACGAAUGGAGUUGCCUAAUCGCCAAUAUUACUGGGGAUCGAAAUCUCACUAACGCGGAAACGGAUAGCAACACGGCGAGCGAAGCGAAUCGCGUGCCAUUUUUGAAGAUAAGACAAUAUGACGGCGACUAUCAACUAGUCUGCUCGGACGGGUGGAGCGAAGAAUUUAGCGAUUCCUAUUGUCAAGCUUUGGGAUUCGCCGGAUCUGACGAGACACUCGAAUCAUUCGCGUGGGAUAGAAGCCAGAAAAUCCUAAGACUGAAGACAAAUCCUAAUUAUCGCCUGCCGCUAGUCACGAACUUAGAGGAAGUGGGAUUCUGCGUCUCAGACAAGGUCAUGCAAGUGUCGUGUCAGGAAUUCACUUGUGGUCUGCAUUAUGCAGAGGAAUCGACCGCAAGAUUGACAGAUCCUCCUGAGCGAUGGUCUAGUACGGCCUUGUUGAAGAAAUCAGAAGAAGGGACCGUUUGUACAGCCAGUAUAAUCGGCCCUAUGCACGCUCUAACUAGUUAUUCCUGCAUCUAUAGUAGACACAAGGAAAACAAUGGAUGGCAGCUUUUCACCAAUGGAAAUAUGUUAAAAGAAAACGCCGUUAAAAAUAUCAUCCCCUAUCCUCGAGUGAAAUAUAAUCAGUUCCUGUACAAUAACGACAUCGCUCUAAUCGAAUUAAGAGAGCCGUUGGUAUUUUCCAGAAACGUUAGCGCCAUAUGUCUUCCUAGACAGCCUAUCCAGUCGGAACAGAUUUGCGUAACGGUAGGAUGGGCAUUCCCUAGGAACGGGGAAAUGAAUUUACAACAAUAUCUCAAAUUCAUACCUCUUCCGUUUAAUGAUUCCGAUAAGUGUAACGCCACGAGUCAUUAUGCAGGAUUCAUCACGAAAUACGAUAUAUGCAUGGAUAAAAUCCCUUGUUACAAUGACGAAGGAACGCCACUGAUGUGUGCCAGUGAAUCGCAGGGUGCUCCGGGAAGAUGGGAAAUCCAGGGAUUACUAAGUCAUCGUAAAGAAUGCUUGGGAAGUCAUCCAACAAUUUACUCGAGUUUGGAACCAGCGCUCCCGUGGUUGCGCGAAACAGUGCCAGCUUUGCAGACGCAAAGCUAAAUCAUUGUCAUAACAAUUUAUCGAAGAUAAAGAAGCCGGUACUUCAUCUUAGACAAGAGAAUCACAGUUUUAAUAA